UGUGUUGACAAUAUAAUUCCCGCUCAGCGUGCCAGAAUGAGCGGAAGCAGCUUCCAUGUGUUUGACCAGGGCCAGUUUGCCAAGGAGGUGCUUCCAAAGUACUUCAAACACAACAACAUGGCCAGCUUUGUGCGGCAGCUCAACAUGUAUGGCUUUCGCAAGGUCGUCCACAUCGAGCAGGGAGGAUUGGUGAAGCCAGAGAAAGACGAUACCGAAUUCCAGCAUCCCUACUUCAUCCGAGGCCAGGAACAUCUCCUGGAGAACAUCAAGAGGAAAGUAACCAGCGUAUCCAGUAUAAAGAACGAGGAUAUAAAGGUUCGGCAAGACAACGUGACCAAGUUACUGACUGACAUCCAGGUGAUGAAGGGAAAGCAGGAGAGCAUGGACUCCAAGCUGAUAGCCAUGAAGCACGAGAACGAGGCGUUGUGGAGGGAAGUAGCCAGCUUGAGGCAGAAGCACGCUCAGCAGCAGAAAGUUGUCAAUAAGCUUAUCCAGUUUUUGAUUUCAUUGGUGCAAUCCAACCGUAUUCUUGGGGUGAAGAGGAAGAUCCCCCUGAUGUUGAACGACAGCAGUUCAGCACAUUCCAUGCCGAAAUACAGCCGCCAGUACUCCCUGGAGCACGUCCACGGCGCAUCCCCCUACGCAGUAAGUGCGCCGGGCCUGGGAGCGGGGCGAUGGGGGACGCGGCUUCCUGGGGAUUUGGCUCUUCUCCAGCGGGUCUUGCCUUUGUACAACCCUCCGCUCGACACCUCUUUGUUUGCUUUGGCAAAAGAUUCGAAGGUGGCAGCUGCGUUCUAUUGCUGUCCUUUGCAGAGUAGCCCCGUGGUCCGUAUCAAAGAAGAACCCCCUAGCCCCACCUGCAGCCCCCAGGUAGAGGAGGCCAGCCCAGGGAACCCUCCCGCUGUUGAAACUCUUCUGUCCCCCUCCACGUUCAUUGACUCCAUCCUGCAGGAGAACGAGCCCAGCACCACGACCGCUGCAGCCGGCGACAGCACCCCGCAGCCUCAGCCCCAGGAAAAGUGCCUCAGCGUUGCCUGCCUCGACAAUUUGACUCGCGCUCCGCAGAUGUCAGAGGUCACUCGUCUUUGCCCCAGUUCCUCCUCUUCCUCACUGCAGUGCAGAUCACAGCAAGGGUCAGCAUUUCCCCAGGCGCUGCCGUUGUGGGCAGGGGAGCAGGGGAGCCCUGCGCUCAGCUUGGGUAGCCUGGCAGCGAGGAGAAAGCUCUAA
Molecule: messenger RNA, 1227 nt
Organism: Athene cunicularia (burrowing owl)
Lineage: Eukaryota; Metazoa; Chordata; Aves; Strigiformes; Strigidae
Product: heat shock factor protein 1-like
Exons: 10
Coding region: 37-1227 (396 amino acids)
Biological process (GO): regulation of DNA-templated transcription
Molecular function (GO): DNA-binding transcription factor activity; sequence-specific DNA binding
Source: RefSeq, a predicted model, not a curated record